Molecule: messenger RNA, 1629 nt
Organism: Talaromyces amestolkiae
Lineage: Eukaryota; Fungi; Ascomycota; Eurotiomycetes; Eurotiales; Trichocomaceae
Exons: 1
Coding region: 1-1629 (542 amino acids)
Source: RefSeq, a predicted model, not a curated record
AUGCCAACCACAUACACCGCCACGCGCAAUGCGUCCGGAAAACCUCCCGGAGUUCUCAGACUGCCCCAAAGGCCGCAGUCUAGUGCAGUCAGCUCUUCGAUCCCGGUGCCGUCGACCUCUACGAUCACAGAGAAUGUCUCCAGCAGGAAGAGCUUGCUUCCGCAACGCACCCUAGUUCCAAGCCGGCUGCCCGGCUUGAGGAAACCACAAAUACAGACGCAGCCCACGAAGAAUAUAAAUACAAUUCAGACACAGCCGACGAACAUUACAGAGCCGGUUCAAGAGCAACAACCGGAACAACCAGCGGUAGAACCUCAGCCGGUAGCUUUUACUCCGUCAGAGUCUCCACCACCUCCAGAACCCAUUCGGCCAGAGCCCCAAAAUGUCACAAUAUCACCUCCUUCACAACCCGUCACAACGACUUCAACAACUACGAACCGACCUCCCUCGCAGCCUCGAAUCGAACCACGAACAGAACGCAUACGGACACGAUCUAAAUCCCCCGUUAAGUCGCUGCAAAAUGAUACCAAACCCACCACUUCAAAGAAACCGUCCAUGCCGCCGCCGGCACGACCGACAAGGUCUGCGUCUCUACGCCAACCAUCCGCUCCGAAGAUAAGUGGUGUCGGAGAACCAAGGGGACAUGCUAGGCAUAGGAGUCAGGUACUCGGUAAUCAUGCCACUGGCACAGCCCCAGUUUUGACAGCACCUUCGCGGGAGAAGGCCGCAGCAACGACCGCCGUCAAGCCGCGUCCACAGUUUACGACAUAUCAACAACACUUUAGUCCCAAGAAAGAAGCACCUCGGGCAGCUACUGUGGGCGAUCGGAAAAAUACCGGAAAAUCUGCCACAGGUAACGAGUUACCACCGGAGACUAUCGCUCUACAAACGGAAUUUCUACAACUAUAUCUCCUCCAUUCGUCCUCGUUACAACAAAGUGCAGAAUUGAAUGUCGCAGCGGAGCGCCAGUUACGCGAAAAAUACAAUGAGGUAGCGGCGUCCUAUAGAACGAUACUAGACGACGAAAGACGCAUACAAGAGCAAUUGAAUCUAGAAACUCUUGAUGCCUGGUCAGUGGAGUCAGCGAGCCUAGCCGAGCAUAAUCAUGGCAUCAGCUUUGAUGAAGAGAUUCAGAGUUUCUCCCGCGUCACGCAGGAAGUUGCGGGUAUGACCGCCGACGGCGCUGGGCGGUACGCCCUGGCUGUUCAGGUGUUUGAGCAUUGGCUGGACAGAGUUGAAUAUAUCCAACGAAGCCGAGAAAAUGAGCACGACGCAAGUAGUGACGCGGAACCGCAGUAUAUCGAUAGCCUAGGAUCAGUAUGGAGGAACGAAGUCGAGGACCUCACCAUCAAAGCAGAAUUGUGCUUGCGCGAACUAUCCAAAAUGACGAUAUUCGUGAUUGAUGAAAGUGAGUUCUGCGAGAAACAUCGCAGCUCAGCGCUUGUGCAGAUUGCAGAAAAACACCGAGAUGUUUUGAUUUGCAUGAUCGACGAGCUGAAAUCAAUGCGCGCCCUGGAGGCGGAGACGGUUAACCUGGAGCAAGCGUGGAUUGCGCGCGCGGCAGAUCAGGUCGAUGUCGAGGCAGAUCAGGGGAUGAUUCGAGCAGGUAUAUGGCGCUCAAUGACUUGA